Messenger RNA from Helianthus annuus (common sunflower), 999 nucleotides. RefSeq lists its product as uncharacterized. Bases 1 to 999 code for a protein of 332 amino acids. NCBI's taxonomy places the organism in Eukaryota, Viridiplantae, Streptophyta, Magnoliopsida, Asterales, Asteraceae. The transcript has a single exon. Gene Ontology annotation, molecular function: catalytic activity. The record is from RefSeq and is a predicted model, not a curated record.
AUGAAUAUUGCGACCACAAAUAUUAGAGGGACGGGUAGGUCUUCUGAAGCCAAAGCAUCAAUGAUAAGAAGACUGAUAAAGGAGUACAACGUGGCGUUUUAUGCCAUUCAGGAGACACAACUUUCAAGCAUCAGCGAUGCUCAGAUUAGCAGACUCUGGAAUAACUCUUCGGUGGAUCAUGCCAUAGCAGAUGCGGCUGGUCGCUCGAGUGGGUUGAUUUCUUUAUGGAACUCCGCUAUUUUUCAGGUUAAUUUAAGAAUUAUUAAGCAACACUUUAUUGUCGUUGGAGGUAAAAUCUCUGGGUUGGAUGGGGAUCUGUUUAUUGUUAAUGUUUACGCUCCGAAUGAUGAGUGUAAACGUAAACAACUUUGGUCUGAACUUUUGGAGGUAAGGGAAGCUUUCGAAGGAUUAUUCGUUUUCCUUGGUGAUUUUAACGAGGUGAGAGUACAGGAAGACAGACUCAACUCGGUUUUCAACCCGAACAACGCUUUGGCAUUCAAUAACUUCAUAAGGUUGGCUGGUCUAUCCGAGUACAACAUGGGAGGUGCGAAAUUCACUUAUAUUACUCCGGAUGGGUCGAAACAUAGUAAACUUGAUAGAAUUUUCGUAUGUGACGGCUUCAUGGAUACUUGGCCUAACGCUAGUUUAACGGCUCUUCCCAGAGAGAAGCUAGACCAUAGACCUCUUAUUUUACAGGUCUCUUCGGGUAACUUUGGACCAAUCCCAUUCCGCUUUUUCAAUACUUGGCUUCAAGAGCCGGAAUUGGCUGAUGUGGUUAAGCUUACAAUGUCCCAGAUCGUUCAGUUUCAUACACAGGGGUUAAUUUUGGCAGGCUGUCUUAAAAGAUUGAAGGAAAACAUCAAGGAAUGGAGGAGAAAGAAAAAAGAGGUGGAGGACAAAUUGAUUGUCGAGGCAAAAGAGUUAGCUAAAAAUUUGGAGUUAAAAGCUGAAUCGGGAACUCUUAGCGAGGAGGAAAAAAAGAAAAGAUUUGAGGCGUAG